Messenger RNA from Notolabrus celidotus (New Zealand spotty), 4970 nucleotides. RefSeq lists its product as uncharacterized. Gene Ontology annotation, biological process: regulation of cytokinesis; centrosome duplication; centriole replication. NCBI's taxonomy places the organism in Eukaryota, Metazoa, Chordata, Actinopteri, Labriformes, Labridae. Gene Ontology annotation, cellular component: centriole. The transcript is spliced from 10 exons. The record is from RefSeq and is a predicted model, not a curated record. The coding region runs from base 404 to 3898 and encodes 1164 amino acids.
AUGUGUUUUAUUUGUACUAUACUUUGGUAAAUCCAUGUCCAUACUGGGAAUCCAUUCCGGGUUUUAGCCGGUAUCCAAACCGUCAGCGUGUGUUGCUCCGGGAGGAGAGGCGGGUAAAGAUGUAAACAUUGAUCCAUCCUGGAGGGUUAGGGUUCUGUAGCUUUGUAGACUCUAUUGUUUUACCAUUUUAUCAGAAGUAACUCCACGAGGUUAACCAUUUACCUCCCUUUGUGCCUUCUUUUUUUUUACUUUAGCAGGAGUCAAAACGCUGAAGUUUACCAGAACAACCUAUGCUAAUCUGUAAGCUAGUGCUUUAGCUAGCAGGCUAAACUCUGGAAAGCGUUUUAUUGUCUCUUCUCUCUUUACUGUAACGUUGAUACACAACUUAUCCUGAUGCAACCUGAUGGAGGACUACGACACGUUUGUACAGCAUCACCUGUCUUCCCUGAAAAGGAGAGAAGAGGAACACAACAAACCAACACCUUCAUCCUCUCUCAUCUGCUUCUAUGGACGACCCAUCCUUCCUCCCCUGCUCUCAGGGGGACAGAGAGAGGAGAUGCAGGGACUCAGAGACAGGGCGCAGAAAGCUGCUGUUCACAGAAAGUUAAAGGAAGAUUCAAGAAUGGCAUUCGUGCAAACUAUUCUGCACAGUGUUCAGCUAAGGAAGACGCCAACCCUGGAGGAGUUGCUUAAAGAGACACAGAUCAACCCAGAACACCAUAACAGCCCCAGAAGAUCGCUGACCAAUGGCAGCUCUUUCAGGGGAACAAAAGAUGACCCUCUGCUCUCACCAGCACCUAACAGACCUGCAGAGGAUGGUGUUUCUCCCCCUCCAUUCUCAUCAACAACAUACAGUGCCUUUCUUGCCUCUAAUGUGACACCUCAGCAGGAGGACUGCCUUCUGGAUCCACAUCCCAGCCAACAUGGAUCACAGCCAAGUCCCUUUAACGGUGUUAGCCACCAGUCCUCAGGUUAUGAGACCUACAACAAUGUUGAAAACACUCUCAGUGUCUCUGGAGGUCUUGAUGCAGGUUUGAACUUCGUCUCAUCAAAGGGAGCUCACAGCUUCGGUGCCUUUUUUCUUCACAACACCUCAAACACAGUGGCCAAAAUGCCGGAUAUUAUCAGCUACCCUCCGAUUGACGGAGAGGAGCUGGAGCGGAGUGGAAUGGAGUCUUCUUUCUAUGAUGACUUUGUGGAUGUAAAGGAUGUUUGUUGCUCUGAACUCCAGGAAGAUUCAGCCGUAUGUGACAGUUUACGAGGAGAGAACUCUGAAAGCAGUCAUGACAGCAGCACAGAGGGGGAAGCAAAUCUUUCUGUUACUACAGUUCUUGACCCUGACAAAUAUGAAACAUCAGACAGAACAGUGGGCCAUAUAUCUUUAUCAGACAACACAGACUUUUCAGACAAUCCAGAGUCAUCACAGACAGUUAACGUCCUUCACUGUUCAACACCAGAGCUGCACAUUCAGCAGGACCUCACAGAAGCAGAGCAAACAGACGACCAUGAAGAUGAAGACAUGCCUUAUCGUCUGAGCCUCCAGGCGCUGCUGAAGAAAUCCCAGGAGUAUCGGCGGCGCCAGCGAAUGCUUAGGAACCAAGCCAAAAACAGUAAAAUCCAAGAGAGGACCCAAGAACAGCCAAGAGUGAGAGCGGAGGAGCCAAGCCUCUCCGAUAAGGAGAACGACGAGUUCCUUCACAAGGGCAGUCUGACUGCAGAGGGGAAGACGACUAAAGAAAUGAGAGGCACGUUUAUCCCAUCAGUGCAAACGUCGCCAAAGAAAUCCUGGGACAGCGAGAGGAUGAUUGAGAGCGAGCUUUUUGGGGAGAACUUUAAAAUUAAAAACACAUCUUUAACAGGAGAGGAGAAUACAAAGCAAAUGACUGGUGAUGAUGGAGAAAUAACCUUAAGAAAUAAUAAGCUAAACAUCUCACAAGAAGUCAUGACACAGCAGAAAAUGAUCAGUGCCUUCACGCAGGAGCACCCAAAGUCCACAGAAGCUGAGAUCUUACUGAAGACAAGCCCUAAAGAUGUUCAUAAAGGAGAAGGGAAGUAUCAAACCAUCCCCGCCCUGAGUUUCUGCAGGAGUCCUGUACGCUGCAAAAGCAAAAACAGUAUCCACAAUGAAGAUGCUGUUGAUGGGACAGGGAGCUCAGAAGGUGUAACCAAUCCUGGUUUGGAGAAGGAAAUCAGUCCCAGAGCCGUCUCCUCCAAAGUGACUCCUGUGGAUGAACGUGAUCUAAGAGGUGUUUCAGUCAAGAGCUCACAGCACAUAGAUCAGCUCGAGACAAAUCUGUCCGGUCUGAAAAUCCUAAUCUCAGAUCUGGAGUCCACAUUGACAGAAAACUUCAGGAACCAGAGUCAGACUGAGAGUAGACUGAUGCAAAGUGAUGAUGAAGAAAGAAGUAAUGAUGUGGAUGUAGACCAAAGGGAGCCGCUGGGGAGACGGUCUUCAGACAAUGUGAAGAGCACGUUUGAAGAUUCAGGGUCUGCCCGGAGCAUCAGAGACAAAGAUGAGUUUCCUGUCACAGAGCAGGAAAACCGAACUGGGGAAGUUAACUUACGUGAGCUCAGGCUUGUGAAAACUUUAGUUACAGAGAGAGGAAAGGAGAAAAGUUGUUGUAACGACGGACUCUCAAAGAGCCAUGGACAUGGUGGUCUCAGAAAGCAGCAGCCAGCAGCUAAAUGUCUCCUCUCUGCAGCACAGCGCCAAAGGAUUCCUGACAUGUUCAGAAGAACUGCCUCUGAAGCCGCGGCUCCUCCUAACACCUCCGUGCUGUCGGACACCAGUAACCAUCCUGUGGACAAGAGGACUGAGGCUGCUGAGGAGUCUCACAACUCAACACGCUCGCCGUCUCUCAACCAGUCGUACGACGUAGACGCUCCAUCCGGCCUGUGGCUGCUGGAGGGGUCAGGGCCGGACUCAGGCCUGAGAGGUGGUCUUGUUCAGGAGAAACAGCUGACCCCAGAGGGGGAGGGGGAGGCUGGGGUGUCCAGGGUCAAACGCAGGCUGCUCAUGCACAUGUCAGAGGAGACACCACAGAGGAAUGCCGGCUCUGUGGUCAGGCCAAACUCCAGCACGCCUCGAGCUGCGGAGGGAUGGAACGAAGGCCAAGGCAGUCUCAAAGAAAGACAGGAACAACUGCAACAGGCCCACGCUGCUCAGGUCAGAGCCCUGCAGGACGAGCACAGGAGACAGCAGGAGGAACUACUGCAGGCGUUGGCCGCGCGUUUCCGCCUCCUUCAGAGCGUGUCCUUCCCCUGCUCCAUGUCCGGCUCACGUCUUGGGGACACGCUGACCUUUGCGAGCCUCUCUCAGCCCUGCAGCACGCUCUCGGAGCACUGCCGCCCCCUGCUGUCUGCGGCUGUGAAAGGUUUCCUGACUCGCAGGCUGCUGAAGACGGAGAGAGUGGCACAGCUGGUGCGGACUGUCAGGGACACACGGCAGCUCUUGCAGGCCCUUCAGCAGCAGAGUGCCGGCACAGGAGAGUUCAGCAGCAGACAGGACCUUUUGUUGCAGGAGAGAGUCACUCUGCAGCUGCGCGCGGCACGUUACGAGGUCAACGACAUAUUCUUCAGCCUGUCAGCCGGAGAGAGGAUGCAGCUGAUCAGCUGGGACCGGGAGCUCGCCCGGGAGAGGGAGCUCAGAGACAGAGCGGGGACACAGGCCAUCCCAGAGGAAGGAGUUCGUUGUCGGACUGCAACACAAAAGUCACUGGAGAGGAAGAGAGGGGUGAUGAUGCAAAAAAAGGCAGCAGGAAGACUUCACGGAGCUGUGACAGGGACUGGACACAGCGCUGGGUCCUCUCCCGAGCAGCCACUGGAAACCAAACGAGGACAGUUCAGAGCAAACCCUCAGAGGGUCCCCAAGAGCACUAACUCCUCCAGACCACGAUGACACUCCUCUAAUUGGCCCCAGUGAGCACCUUUAGAAAAGCCGCUAGCCAUUACAUGAAUGUUGCAUUGCUAAGUGUUACAAGAUUUGACACUAAGAAAGACCUGCUGGUUGUGUGCUGUGAUUUUUUAUCCUACUUUGCAACUAGAAUGUAAUAUAAUUGCAGCAGAGUCUCUCUCUCUCAGACGUUUUAGAGGAAGGGAAGGAGGAAGGAAGGGGUAAGACAACACCACAGCCGCUGUUAGAAACAAAACUCAUCUUCAGUGUGGUAAUGCUGCAGAUGGAAGUAAUCAAACUCUGGGUGCUAAACAUGAGAGGUGCUGUUGUACGACUGCAUAUGACAUGGUAGGACAUGUCUCAGGAGGAAUGCACGUUAUCAUGAUGAACACAAAUGAAGGGCUUGUUUUAUUUUUGAUAUUUGGAAAGCAUUGUUGCUCAACCCAGGCGUCUGAAGAUAGAUCUUUUAAUAUAAUUAUUAUUAUUAUAUAUUAUUAUUAUUAUUGUUAUUAUUAUAUUAUUAUUAUUAUUAUUAUUAUUAUUAAACCUAUUUACAUAUCUCUUAUACGCACAGCACACAAGUCUUUGGCUCGUUUACCUCUCUUAAAACUCUUGACAUGCAACCCCUGAGUGUGGGUAUAAAUAGAACUUUAGAUUGUUAUAAAGGUUACAUGUUGCUUUAAAAACAUGCAAUGAGUCUUAUGGACAACACAAGGAAACUAAAUGCCUAACUUACUGCAGCUCAGGCUAAAUGUGUAAUUGCUCCUGUGCUUAUGCUGCCUUUCGUAGAUCAAAUGUUAUCACUGAAAUGUUUGUACACCAGACAAUCUGUUGAGUUGAAGUUGCACUGAAAGGAUUAUUUUAAAAGAAGAGCAGCAGAGUUGUUCAGAUACAGCUUCAAACGUUGAUGUUAAUUGAGCUGUGUUACUCCCAAAUUUGGCCUUAAGUGUUUUUUCUAGAUUGUUUGAAUAAUCAGCCAAACACAUGUAGAGCUUUGUAUUUUUGUAUUGACUCUGGGCCUGUUUUGUAUGUUAUUUAUUUGUAUGUGGUUUGUAAUAAAGUUUUUUGAAACUUCACA